Molecule: messenger RNA, 909 nt
Organism: Penicillium argentinense
Lineage: Eukaryota; Fungi; Ascomycota; Eurotiomycetes; Eurotiales; Aspergillaceae
Product: endo alpha-1,4 polygalactosaminidase
Exons: 2
Coding region: 1-909 (302 amino acids)
Source: RefSeq, a predicted model, not a curated record
AUGCCGAUCUAUCAAUCUACGGGGAACCACUGGCGCAGGGCGGCCAAGACCGUGGUAAUUUUCAUCAUUGGGUUAGCUGCCAUCGCUCUGCUGGCCACCGUCGCUGCGCCGGGAGGACCAGCAGGAAGGGCGAGGCGUAUGAACGCGCGGGCCGCGUUAGAGGACGACGAUGCUAGUGAAUCGACGAUCUGGCAGCCUGCCCCCGGUCUCAAAUGGCAGAUUCAACUGGAGAAUGCGGUCGACGAUACGUCCGUCAAUGCCGAGGUGUAUGAUAUUGAUCUCUUCGACAAUACGGCGGACACCAUUCGUAGCAUUCGCCAGCAAGGGGCCAAGGUCAUAUGUUAUUUCUCAGCAGGGACCUACGAGGACUGGCGAUCCGACGCUGAGCAGUUCGCAGAGGCCGACAUGGGUAACGAGCUGGAUGGAUGGCCCGGAGAGCGGUGGCUCAACAUUCGCUCCGCAUCUGUGCAUCGCAUUAUCGAGAGCCGACUCGACAUGGCCCACCGCAAGGGUUGUGAUGGGGUCGAUCCGGAUAACAUCGACGCCUACAACAACGAGAACGGACUCGGUUUGACCGAAGCCGACGCGGUCGACUUUAUCAAGUAUCUCGCUGCCCAGUCUCAUGCCAAUGGGGGCGAUAUUAUCGGAUCGGUGAUCGAGAACGUGCAGUGGUCGGUCAAUGAGCAGUGUGCCCAAUAUGAUGAAUGCGACACCUACGCCGCCUUCACGCGAGUGAACAAGCCGGUCUUUCAUAUUGAGUAUUCCGAUGAACUGUCAAACUCAGACUACAAAAUUAAGGCCCGGAUGACGAACUCGGAAAAGUCCAGCGUGUGUGACGCCCCGGGGACCGAGAAGUUCUCGACCGUGAUCAAAGACUUGGACCUGAGUGCGUGGGUCGAAUAUUGCUAG